Molecule: messenger RNA, 420 nt
Organism: Salvia hispanica
Lineage: Eukaryota; Viridiplantae; Streptophyta; Magnoliopsida; Lamiales; Lamiaceae
Source: RefSeq, a predicted model, not a curated record
AAUGUGUAUAUUUUUUGAUUGACCAUUCAUAAAGAUAUUUUGGCCCCUCUCUCUAAAAGGAUCAAAAAAAGCAAAAUCAUAUUUUCAACAACUAAGUGAAAAAUAUGGGCGCAUGCGUUUCGCUCUGUUUAUCAGUGGAUUCCAAAAACGAGAAUCUCGUCAUCUCUUCGCCGGUCAAGCAGAGCUCCUUAGCGGUCAACGGCCGGGAUCAUUCCGCCGCCGUGUUGGCCGUCACGGCAAGCCUCUCUCUUCCCGGUUCCCGCGGCGGAGGUAGCAAGGAUGAUGCGUUCUUCGACUCACAACCCUGGUUGGAAUCGGAUUGUGAAGAUGAGUUUUUAAGUGUCAAUGGUGGUAAGAGAUCUGGAAUUUCACAUUUUUCGUUUGGUUAACUAUACAUUGUUGGAUCUCUACGAGUAAGGA